UAUUAUUAUUAUUAUUAAACCCACCCAAAACCCGCCAAAUAAAUGUAGCCAAUCAGCGUGGCGCCGAUCUUCUUGCGCCCAAUCGGGACGAAGCAGGGGCGUGGCCAAGGCUCUAAUAGGAAACAGCGGAGAGAUAGCGGGCGAGCCGAGUCACGUGACCUCGCUUCUCUCGCCCUCCGCGCGCGCUUUUUCCUCCCCGCCGGUCACGUGGCGCCCUCUUUGGCCCCGCCCACUGAGGGGCGUGGCCUGUGAAAGGCAGUUGGAGGGCUGAAGGCCUAGACAGGAUUCAUUGGCCUUUGUUCGAUGGGCUUCUUCCAGGAUGAACCCCAGCAGACAAAGGGAGCGGAGGUCCUUUGCCAGCGGACGUGGUGCCGGCGACGUCCCCCCACUCCGGCCCACUUCCUUCCAGCCUCAGAGAGGUCCCUCACCCCUGCCCCCCACCCGGGUCAAGCGCCGGCGGUCCAGGCGGGAACGGAAUGGGGCCCGGUUCGGCCGCGGCACUCCGGACGCGGACGCGGAGCCGGUGUCCAGCAGCAGCAAGGGUCUCCCAAAGAAGGUGGCCCCACGCCCCCCUUUCUGGGGCUCCCAGCUGAGACCCGGUGCCCAUUCGACCCCGAUCGGCGGGGCCAAGGCGGUGGUCAUCACCCAGCACCGCCUCACCCACCGCCCCCAGCACUGGGGCAUCUUCAACCGGGAGGUCAAGUCGGCCGAUAUCGAGAGACUCUUGAGCCCCCGGACGGGGCCGGAGGUGGCCGUAGAGGUGACCCCCGAAUGCGGGGAUAAGGAGACGGUGCAAGAAGAAGAGGAAGGAGGAGAGGUCCAGCUCCAUCACUCCUGCAAACCCAAUCCUUUGGCCGCGGAAGAUGCUACAGAAGCAGCACCACAGCUGUCGGUCACUCCCGCAGCUUUGGAAGUCAGUCCCCAGGACAUGGAGGUCAAAACCGUGGGCGAGAAGAAGAACGUCCCUCCUGUGGCUGGAGGCAUUGAGCCAACCAAAGGCCAGUCCUUGGCCAAAGAGCUGGCCCAAGACCUGCAGCGGCUCCUGGACCUCCAGGCCCUGUUCCCCGGGCGCAGCGUGGUCAGCGAGGCCCAGCAGGCAGUGGCCAGAGCCCUGCGGGAGCAGAGGAAGGCCUGGCCGGACAUGGACGCCUUGGACUCUCUCAGGAGGACGCUGGUCAGCAGAGGAGGCAGCAGCGGAGAGGCCCUCCGGACAGGCCUCAGGAGCCCUUCUAGCAGGGACCGGGGGCCGUGGCCCGGAUCGAGACCCGGCCAUUGCGGCAGCGGAGACUCCGAGGAGCCAGGCCUUCCUCUGAGGAAGAGGAGGGGGCAGGAGGAGACCUUCUUGGCCGGAUUCCCUCCCAGUCCGUCGCAAAGUGCGGCCAGAAUGGCGGCGGAGGGGCCGGACCAGAGAGAGCAAGGCCUUGACUCCUUCCUCGGGGCAGACGCCAGCUUCCCUUCAGAUGCAGUGAAUCCCCUCCUUCUCCCUCGCUCUGCGUCUCCUCAACGGGCGAAUCCCUUCAGAAUCCCCUUGGUCUCUGACGAACCACGCGAGGCUGGACUCCCGCUCUCGCAAGGGUCAUCGGAGGCUUUCUGGGGUCACAGAGGCCUCUCGGAGAGGCUCGAAGCGGCCGCCUCGCCCAGGAAAGCCAUCUCCCGUUGGCGAUGCUUGCCUUUCGCUGCCCGUCACUCCCUGGAUUUAUCGCAUCUCGACGCGAACGGCUCCGACCCUUUCCUCUCGACGGAGCCGCCGGGCGAGGAACGGAACCCGGACGUUAUGUGGUUCUGUGGGACAGAACCCGCCCCGUCCCAUGGUUCGCGCCUGCCGGAUUUGGGGUCCCGGAACCCGGACUCCCAGACCUCCUUUGACGUCCUGAAGAGCAUCUGGAGCCCCGAAACGGCCGCGGAAGGGCCGACCCCGCCCCGCAGGUCCCUCCUGGGUCGCCGGUUUCCGUCCUCCCAAGAAUGGCAGCCCAAGGAGUUCCUCCAGCUCUACAGCCUCGUCCCGGAGCCAAACGGCACCGCCUUCUUGUCCCGGCCGAACCCCCAGCCGGAAGCAACGGGGAACGACUUCUUUCUUGCCCUCGCAAAGCCCCGAACACACUCCGCGGAGCCAACUUGGGGCCUGGCGCCACCCACGGAGGGAGGCCACGGGGACGACCUGGAGAGGCUGCUCCGGCGCCAGGGGUCCCGGCAGCACCUGCAGGCCUGCCAGCGGCUCCCCAUGUCCUGCUUCCCCCCUUCAGAGGCCCUGGAAGAGGGCCGGGCCGACCCCAGCAGCUCCUUCCAAGGGCAUCUGCUGGACCAGGCCAGCCCCGAACCCUGGGCCUUUCCCCGGAUGAAGCUGUACUGAGGGGGGGGGCUGGGCUACCCUCUCUGUGACCUGGAACGGCUCCAAACUCUCUCCUAUGACCUGAAAGGACCCCUUAAGACUCUCCAGUGACCUCUAAUGACCUCCCAAAACUCUCCUAUGACCUGAAAAGACCCCUUCUAUGACCUGAAAGGACCCUUUAAGACUCUCCUGUGACCUGAAAUGACCCCCCAAACUCUCCUAUGACCUGAAAUGACCCCCCAAAACUCUCCUAUGAUUUGAAAGGACCCCCAAAACUUCUAUGACCUGAAAUGACCCCCCAAUACUCUCCUAUGACCUGAAACGACCCCCAAUACUCUCCUUUGACCUGAAAGGACCCCCUAAAACUCCUUUGACCUGAAAUGACCCCCAAAAUGUUUCUAUGACCUGAAAGGACCCCCCAACUCUCUCCUAUGACCUGAAACGACCCCCCAAAACUCUCCUAUGACUUGAAAGAACCCCUUAAGACUCUCCUAUGACCUGAAAUGACCCCCCAAAACUCCCUUAUGACCUGAAAGGACCCUCAACACUUUCAUGUGACCCUAAAUUACCCCCCAAAACUCUCCUAUGACUUGAAACAACCCUCCCCGCAAAAGCUCUGUGACCUGAAAGGACCCCUCAGUGCUCUCCUUUGCCUUUCCCCAAACUCUGGCCUUUCCAGAUGUUUUGGACUUCAGCUCCCAGAAUCCCCACUCACUGGCAACAGAGGCUUCUGGGAGUUGGAGUCCCAAAACAGCUGGGAAGGCCAGAGUUUGAGGAUUUUGAUCCCUUUUUUUUGUUCCUUUUAAGCUCAUUUAUUUAACUUCUGGGUGAAACAGUCUCUGGAGCCAUUAAUUGCCUUCCAAGGUGCAGGUAGGUGCCCCUCAGUAACAACGAAAGAUAAUAUUGUUACUCGACUCCAUUAAAUUACUUACUUUCAA
Messenger RNA from Anolis carolinensis (green anole), 3267 nucleotides. RefSeq names its product proline rich 19 (gene prr19). The transcript is spliced from 4 exons. The record is from RefSeq and is a predicted model, not a curated record. The coding region runs from base 320 to 2350 and encodes 676 amino acids. NCBI's taxonomy places the organism in Eukaryota, Metazoa, Chordata, Lepidosauria, Squamata, Anolidae.